Durio zibethinus is the source of this 912-nucleotide messenger RNA. The record is from RefSeq and is a predicted model, not a curated record. Lineage: Eukaryota; Viridiplantae; Streptophyta; Magnoliopsida; Malvales; Malvaceae.
AUGGCGAUUAUAAUCCUUGAAGUACUACCACUCCAACUGAACAAUUUCUUCGAGUUGGGGAUGCUCAAACCAGGUCGCCACGUUCAUAUUUUUCAUCAUCCACUAGGAGUCAAGAGGUUGGAAGAUGAUGAGGACUACGAAGAUGAAGAUCCUGAAUAUCCUGGUGCUCCAAUGUAUGAAUCGGAGCUGGCACUUGAGGGAUAUAAGGAGAAUGCAAGGCAGAAUCCAAGGGCAGUGCCUGUAAUCUCGGAGAAGCAUGUUCUGGCAAGCAGUGUCAAAGCUGUUUCUGAACAAGGAAAAAAGAAGCCUACAUUAGCUGAAACCGAGGCCAAGAAACAUGUACCAGCUAAUGCCACGGGAAAAGUUGCAACCCAGAACAUUGCUUCGAAGAUUCAAGGACUCUUUGUUUCGGCCCCAACAGCUUCAGAAACUGAGAAGCAUGGUACUCAUGAAGCUGAAAAGUAUAAUACUCAAGAAACUGACAAGCAUACCCUAGAAACUGAAAAACCACUUAGCCCCAGACAGAACAAAUGGGAUAAAGGUGUUUCAGUGAAAGAGUAUAUAAUGAACAAAUUUGAGCCAGGGGAAGAUGAGAAAGCACUUUCUCAGGUACUAUCAGAGGCAACACGUCCAAUGAGAACAACUCCUGGAGAUGUGGAUGUGAUGGAAAAAGUGAAAGGGGCUGUAAACUCUUUGCUCUGUGGAGAGGAACCGGCCCAAUCUACAAUCAAGCAAUCAGAUACAAACUCAUCUCCACAAGUUCCCAUUUCUACCAAUGCUCAAGCUGAUGCUCUUUCAAAAAUUAUCAGCAGAUUUUAUGGUAACAGAGUCAAAUGUAUAUCAGUUGUAGCUCUUUCUGUCCUGUCCUGUUAUGGAGAUGACAGUAAAGGAAGAAUACUCCAAACCAACUGA